Molecule: messenger RNA, 1046 nt
Organism: Oreochromis aureus
Lineage: Eukaryota; Metazoa; Chordata; Actinopteri; Cichliformes; Cichlidae
Product: histone H3
Exons: 1
Coding region: 37-447 (136 amino acids)
Cellular component (GO): nucleosome
Molecular function (GO): protein heterodimerization activity; DNA binding; structural constituent of chromatin
Source: RefSeq, a predicted model, not a curated record
UUGCUGAGAAGACAAAUAACUUGUGUAAACAAGAAAAUGGCCAGGACCAAGCAGACCGCCCGUAAAUCUACCGGAGGAAAAGCUCCCAGGAAGCAGCUCGCCACCAAGGCUGCCCGUAAGAGCGCCCCGGCCACCGGAGGCGUGAAGAAGCCCCACCGUUACAGGCCCGGUACUGUUGCUCUGAGGGAGAUCCGCCGCUACCAGAAGUCUACCGAGCUGCUGAUCCGCAAGCUGCCCUUCCAGCGCCUGGUUAGGGAGAUCGCUCAGGACUUCAAGACUGACCUGCGCUUCCAAAGCUCAGCUGUCAUGGCUCUGCAGGAGGCUAGCGAGGCUUACCUGGUCGGUCUGUUUGAGGACACCAACCUGUGCGCCAUCCACGCUAAGAGGGUCACCAUCAUGCCCAAAGACAUCCAGCUGGCCCGCCGCAUUCGCGGAGAGAGGGCUUAAGCUGUUCUGGGACCAGUUUACACCAAACACAACGGCUCUUUUAAGAGCCACACAUCUUCAAUAAGAGCUUGGGAUUUUUCACUAUGUGCUGGGUUAAAGCUCAUUGAUUUAACAGUACUUUAUCAGCUAGUCUAAAGCCUUCUAUCAGUGUUUAAAUAACUAAACCCUUAAAUAAUUCAGGGAAAUUGUCAUGUCCUAUUGCUUAAUAUUCAUGUUUUGUGAUAGAAGCUUAUGACAGAAACCUUAAGGUAGCUAAGAAAAAAGGUUAAGUAUUUGAAGUUUUAAGAACCAGAUCUAGUGGAGAUGGUAUUUUGUGACAUUAAUUUGUUAGUACUUCACGUGGCUGCACAGUAUGACCCUGCAGGAAGGGUGCUCUACGAAGAAGGGAAGAUAUUCAAAUGGCAGUGAGUCUGUCUGAAGUUUCCCAAUCUGGGUUAUAUACCCAAAGGUCACAAGCUAUGUUGGUUUUUGAUGAAUAUGGUAAAGUAUCAAAGUGCCAAUUUGUACUGAGAGAUGCAGUUUUUACCUAUUGGGAUAAAACAAUUAACUUUAAUACAAAAUAAGCUGUCAAGUAAGACAGUAUGCAUGCAGUUAUCAUC